AUGACUUCAGAUGUACAGAUCAAACUACGAGCAUUUGUUGAAAUGCUUCUUGCCUACUUGAAGCAAAUGAAUACUCCGCCAACAUUGAAAACUGCAGAUGUAGACUAUAAAAUGGUGAAGGAAGAACUCUCCAAGUUGGGUACUAUAUUAAUGGACAACGCAACGAGGUUUACUAUAUCCUGUAAACCACCCUGUUCAACGGACGCAGCUCUAUUAACAAUCGACAACAUGGCCAACACAUUGUUUCGAAUAACUGGCAAUGUUGAAUCGCUUCCUCUAUCUUCGGGUAAGACAUUGAUAUCCGAAGUACGAUCUUGUACUGCAGAGAUCUUGUUAUCAUCGGCGGCAUUGGCCAAUGGCUUCCUGGAAACACCUGUUCAAUUGGAAGCGACUCGUCAUGGAGGAUACUUGGUUUCUACUGGCCUUGUCUGGCAAGCGUGUGAAGUGUUUAAGAAGCUGCCUGGAGAUAAUAAGGAAGCAGUUACGAAAAAGUGGAGGCAUACAUGUGAACUUACCGAUGAGGAUGAUGAGUGGAGUGCAGCUGAAUCAAAGAUGACAGAGUCGGAGAAAAAAGUGACAGGAUCGUGUAUAAUAUUGGUUAAACUGACAAAAAUGUUGUUGAAGAAAACUCUCCAGAGAUGUAUACAAUCUAUAGAGAUCAAUAGUGAGAACAAUUUGUGGUUAGAUGAUAUUUUGGAAAAAGGGACAGCUAUUGUCACUUGUAUUGAUGACCUCGGUUGCAAUUUGUACCCUCCCCAGAAUUAUCAGAAUGUAAUUGCAUAUGCAAGAGAUUUCAGCUUGAUGUCAAAAGAACUGAUAAAACUUGCAAAACUACAUGCAACAGAAGAGCAUAUGGUGUGGUUUAACACGUGCGAAGAACAGUUUUCAAAGACAUUGGAUGCAAUAAUAGCAGAAGCUCGGCCAAGACAAUAA
Molecule: messenger RNA, 933 nt
Organism: Paraglomus brasilianum
Lineage: Eukaryota; Fungi; Glomeromycota; Glomeromycetes; Paraglomerales; Paraglomeraceae
Source: the annotation of a GenBank genome assembly